Paramecium octaurelia is the source of this 1447-nucleotide messenger RNA. The record is from the annotation of a GenBank genome assembly. NCBI's taxonomy places the organism in Eukaryota, Ciliophora, Oligohymenophorea, Peniculida, Parameciidae.
AUGAGUUAGACGGAACAAUUAGAAUUCAAUUAUGAUAGAUAAUAUCUAGAUGUAUUUGGUUGCAUGCAUAACACAAGGAUCACAUUUUCAGGGAAACAGAUUUGUUAGCAAUGCGGCAUAUUUAUUUACAAUGUAAUAUAUUCGAUUUUAAAUCAGUCAUCAACAAGGGUUUACAAGACAAUAAAAAUGAGAUAUAAUGCAUUUUUUAAUCCAACCAACAUAUUGAAUAAAGCAUUGGAUCCCCAAAUUAUUUAGCAACAUUAAAUAAAUAGAUAGCCAGUUAUUGAUUUCAUUGAAUAGGCAUCUGAGAGAUUGAAUUUGAGUGCCAAUACUUCAUUUUUGGCCAUCACUUACUUGGAUCAUUUUUUUAAUUAGCAAGGAAUACACGAAGAUCAAAUAUUUUUAUAUGCAGCAACUGCUUUGAUGUUGGCAGCAAAAGCACAAGAAUUAGAUGAAAAGAUUCCCUUCAUAAGUAAAUUGAAGAGAUACUCCUCAAUGACAUCCCAUCCAGAAGUAAACAACUAUACAACUUAAGAAUUUCGAAAUGCUGAAAAGGCUAUCAUUCAAUCACUUGAUUGGAAACUGCAAAGAGUUACUUUGUUAGAUCGAAUAGAAACCUUGCUUUCUUUUGGGGCAAUUGAUGAUGAUGAUAGUCUGGUUCAACAGCUGCAACCAUAAUAAAAGGAAAACAAAGAAUAAUAAUAAGUUCAUAUUAAAAUACGAGAUUUAAAUGAAACUCAGAUUGUAAAUUAUGUCAAAGAAAUAGAAAAUAAAUAUAUUGAGACUGCUUUCACUAUGCUUAGGGGUAUUCUAUCAAAUUUAUUUAGAUGAUUCAAUAUACUUCUCAAAUAAUUAAGCGAUUUUGGCAUUAUCUUGUGUGGCCUACUUAAGGAAAAAGGCUGGAUUAUUAAAUAUUUGGUCUUAAUAAUUAUAGGCUCUAACUGGAGAGUCAACGUAGAAAAUUUCAUCUACAGUUUCAUAAAUAAUGACUUUAACACCGAAAACCAAAGCUUUGAACAUUCCUAAACCUUUGAUCACUACUUAGUCUAGUUCAUAUUUAUAAAAUUUCUAGAAUCCUCCUUCUCAAACAAAGACUUCUUAAGCCAAAAAUAGAUAAUAUUUGUUUGAGUCUAACAAGCAAUCAACUGCAGAUAUUUUGCAAUCAUACAACACAACUAAGGCUCAAGUGAAGGUCCCCUUAUUUUAGUCUCAAUCCACAAUGCAACUAUCGAAGAAUGACAUUAUGAAAUCACAUCAAUUGAAUUAAAGUAAAUUUACAAGUAGAAAUACUAAUUUUCCAAUUACUACCACUGCUAAUUAUUCUUACUUAUCUGACAAUAUUGUACAUCCCAAUUCAUAUAUAAAACAUGUCGAGUUAGAUAAAAAAUAUGAGCAUGUUCAUAAGGUAAGCGAAGCUAAAUUUAGAACCAAAUUAUUUAAUCAAUGA